AGAGAGAGAGAGAGAGAGAGAGUGAAGAGGAGGGGAGGUUUAUCCAACAGCGCUAGUGAGACAGAAGUUUAAGCUCUGCGCUUGACACACAGCCAGGACAGAAGACACCACACACAUACACACAGAUACAAUGCUGCUCCCAGCGAGCCUGCUGAUUGGCCUGCUGUGCCUGAGCCAUGUGGGUGGUGUGUGGGGCUUCGCCCAUCUGUCGGACGACGUGGAGCUCCGCUCGGCUUUCUCUGUCGCGCGCACCAACAGCAUGGAGGGCGGGCCCAAGAUGACCGUGACCUUUGACACUGUUUACGUCAACAUCGGAGGGGAUUUCGACCCGAAGGCCGGCAUGCUGCGCUGUCGGAUCCCCGGGGCGUACUACUUCUCUUUCACGGUGGGCAAGUUUCCACACAAAGACCUGUCUGUGAUGCUGAUGAAGAACAGGAACGAGGUGCAGGCCAUCGUGUAUGAGGAAAACGCUGGAGAGGAGAGGAAGGUGCAGAGCCAGAGUGUCAUGCUCCAGCUGGAGUUUGGUGACACCGUGUGGCUUCGUCUCCAUGGUGACCCUCGCUACGCGCUCUACAGCAACACCGGACACUACACCACCUUUAACGGUUACCUCGUCUACCCUGACACCUACGGCUACCAGACGCACCACCACCAACACCAUCCCCAGCCCCAGCGAGACAACAUCCCCAUGGUAGACAGUAACCAGGCCACAGAGCACGUCAGGUCUGAAACAAGAGACACGGUGGAGGAGAAGGAGGUGCAGCAUAGGGAGGAAGAAGAGGAUGACGAGGAUGAAGAUGAAGAGGAUGACCAGAGAUCUGCUUUCUCGGUGGGGCGCACCCAGAGCAUUGUGGGGGUAGACCAAGUGGGGCUGCCGCAGCACCAGCCGGUCAGCUUCGACACGGCGUUCGUCAACAUCGGAGAAGACUUUAACGUGACGGAGGGGAUGUUCACUUGCCGGAUUCCCGGCGCCUACUACUUCUCCUUCAACGUGGGCAAGCUGCCGCAGAAGACGCUGUCCGUCAAGCUCAUGAAGAACCGCCUGGAGGUGCAGGCGAUGAUCUACGACGACAGCCAGGGCGAGAAAGCUCUGCAGAGUCAGAGCUUGAUGCUGUCGCUGAAGCCAGGAGACACCGUCUGGCUCUACUCCCACCAGAGAGAUGGCUUUGGCGCCUACAGCAACCACGCCAAGUACAUCACCUUCACCGGCUUCUUGGUUUACCCAGACUUCCCUACCACCACCACCACCACCACCACUACCACCAGCAGCCAAUCAUAUUCAGACAAGAAACCCUAGCUGCAGCACGUGGGCUAGUGACUGAACAUUGUGGGAGGAAUUCACGCAAAGUGGAAGAGUCUCAGAGUCCACGUAAGACGUUGGGGAAGUUUCUGAGUCGUCGAAAUGAAUGUUGCUUCGUGGUUUUGUCUUUGAAGCUUCCUCUAAAUGUGAAUUUCUUCGCAAAGUCACACAGACCUUGGACUGAAUGCAGAGCUUAGAUGAAAACCUCUUCAAUUUCCAGCUAAUGGCUUCCCAGGAUAUGACUUCAUCGCACUCAAAUGUGGAACCUUGAAUGACAGUAAUGUGAACUCUAAUUGAAUAUUUCACGUCUGUAAUGAAAACCCAGUUAUUACCUGCUCACCUCGGGGUCGGCCGACCUCUUGUUUAAGUUAGUGCGAGCACCGAAAGGAGUUAGCUGUUGUACUUCUGUGUCUUUGAGAUUCUUUUUUAAAGCUCAAAAGAACUAUUUGAACACCACAAUUGAAGUAUUUCAAACUCAAAUGAUUGCUCUGUGGGUGCAAACGUUGACACGUCCUCUGGCAUAUUAACUGCAGUAGUAAACCUACAUACUGUACUUGAGUUGAGGUUAGAAGGUAAUCACAGACUUUUCAUUUUUAAGUGAAAUAUUCCUGUUAAGUGCAUUCGUUAUCCUUGUCAAAGACUUGGUGUUUUGCCUGUGUGUAAAAAAGAAAAAGUCACUUUACUUUCUUUAUGUCUUUAGAGGCAUGUAAAAACGAUAAGAACAGUGUGUUUUGUGUAAAAUGAGCUUCUCUUUUCGUUCUUUCGGAGUGUUUCUCACCUCCCCGAUACUCAAACACAGCAGGAGUACGAGGACAACAACGGCACGAAACUGACAUACUUUUGGGGAGACUGCAGAUUGGAUAUCCAUCCCAUACCGCCUGUUGACCACAUGCCACCCUCGGGCCUGUGGGGAUCUGGACCAUAAUUUGAUUUCUAAUUCUAGCAGCGUUUAAUUCAUUUCUUCAGAAGGCGACCACUGUGGGGAAAAUUGAAUUGCUUCUCCCGGGCCACUGUAAUAUGCAUGUCUGUUUAAUUUCACACCGCCGGGAGAAAGAUGAUGCUGUUCAAAUUGUGAUGAACCUUGACUUUAUGAAAUCACCUUCUCUGGUGACGCUUUUGGACGAUUGAACAUUUACAUUUUCUUUUUAUUAGAGCUAACUGGAUGUGAAUUUCUGUGCGGUGAAGUUCCAACAUAAGCCGCUCCGAUGAGCUGCAAGCAGGCCAGCUGACUGUUUUUGAAAACGUUAAUUAAUUCAGCAAAUAGAGAGCACUGCUUUCAAUCUCGUUAAAAUGAAUUAUAAUUUAUUGCACUUCAGUUUUUAAAGAGAUGGUUUCUGAUGCCACUUCUGAACAUAGUGGAGCUGGUCACGGAAAAAGAAAAAAACAAUGCAAAGCAACAUGUAAUGAUUUGAGUGUUCUGAAUAGUUCUUUUUUUUUAAUGAAAUAUAGAAGACUUUCAUCUUUUCAGACCUUGAAAUCAAAGCGAUUGUGAUAAGAGGUCACGAUUAGGCGUUAUUUAGGCCGGGCACUAACUUCAAGGUUAGGACCCUCGUAGGAGUUCCAACAUAAAUCUGAGAUAGUGAUUAACAAGAAAAGGGGUGAAAAUUAUGUUAAUCUUUCUGAUUUAAAUCCUUCAAAUGAAAAAUAAUAAGGUAAAACAAAAUCGCAAUAAAAAUUGGUGAUAAAGACAUUUUACGGGGUCACAAAUCGAAACCACUUCCCGAAACAGUCCGUAGAUCCUGGACCGUACUUUAAAAACCACUUAGCUGGUUCAUGACCCCACACAUGCUAAAAAAACAGUUUCCGUUAAAAUGAAAUAUUACUUAACAGUAUUGGAAAUUGCUGCUGUACGGAAGCCACAAGCGGUCAUACAUUCAUACAUUUUAUUUCCUCCAUUUUCUCAUGAUACGUUCAAUUAUUUUGUUUUCCCAAGAUCUCGAGUUAUUUAUGUCAUUAUUAUCUAGAGAUAACAAAUGUUGCCAUCUCAAAAUAACAGGAUCAAUUUCACAAGAUGUCAAGAUAAGAUACAACAUAAUUAAUAUGAGAUCGCGAUAAAACAAAAGGAUAGUCUAGUAUAUUAAAUCAUUUGCGAUUAUGAUGUUAUCUCGGGAAAACAAAGUUGAGUUAACUUGACAGUUUGAGAAAAUUAUCCCGUUACUUCGAGAUAAUGUAUUCAUUUGACAUAAAUGACUUGAGAAAACAAAUUAAAUUAACACGUUAUCACAACAAAAUAAGAUAAAUGAAUGCGUGACCGCUUAGGGCUUCCGUAGAGGAAGAUGAGGAUUGCCUAUUUUAUUUAGAUUUCUCUUGAUGUCUUUAUUACAGAAUAUCAAAGGAAAAAAAAGGUCAAAUUAAAUACCAUUGAAAUAAACCUGAAAAUGUGGCCGCACUCUCUUGCAAGUCCAAGUGGUGAAAAGCUAAAUUCACCUCACUGUGAUCUCUUUGGCACCGGGGAGAAAUUGUCUCACACCUUCUGUGAAAACUAAUAACGGACAGCGAAGUCUCAGGCUUCACACUCUCACCAGGCCGUUACUAAUCGAUCAUUUCCUGUCAUGUACAGCUGCAGCAGCUUCUAAGAAAAGUGACAACAUUUUGGACGAUGAGAUGUUAAUGUUUUUUUUUUUUCAGUGUGAAAUUAUACUACGAGUGUGUCUUAUUGCAGAUAAUAACGUAGUCUGUCACACACUAACCCUCGGUGGUUUCUCUAUUUCAGCCUCAGAGGGUGAGGUGGACUUAAAAACACGCCUGACCCAGUUGGAUAAAUCAGUCCGUGAAGGUGAUUCCUGUUUGUGUGAAGAAUCCUGGUGUGUGUGUGUGAAGUGACUCGAGCAUAACUCAUCUGACCCAAAAGCACUUAUGUGAUGCAUGCAUACGUAAUGAAUUAAAAAAAAUGAUGGCUGAGCAGCUUCACGGGCCCAGUCAACGCUUGUUAACUGUAUUUUUAUUAAGUGAAUUAUCUGUACAGUGAUUGACAAUAUGUUGGAUGUUUCCUGCUCUGUGCUCCUUUCUUUCCGAUCCUGAUGAAAGGUUGAUUAAUGUGUAUUAGAAAUCGUGUCAAAGCAGACAUGGGCCAGAUUUAGCAAUUUUGUGUCUUAAAAGCACAAAGCGAGUAUAAUGGAAGAAAAAAAAAAACCCUAAAAGAUUAUUAAAGAAAAAAACAUUU
This is a messenger RNA of Larimichthys crocea (large yellow croaker), 4463 nucleotides long. It is a transcript of the gene c1qtnf4, whose product is annotated as C1q and TNF related 4. Bases 131 to 1297 code for a protein of 388 amino acids. Gene Ontology annotation, molecular function: protein binding. NCBI's taxonomy places the organism in Eukaryota, Metazoa, Chordata, Actinopteri, Sciaenidae. The record is from RefSeq and is a predicted model, not a curated record. The transcript has 3 exons.